This is a messenger RNA of Nerophis lumbriciformis (worm pipefish), 459 nucleotides long. The record is from RefSeq and is a predicted model, not a curated record. Lineage: Eukaryota; Metazoa; Chordata; Actinopteri; Syngnathiformes; Syngnathidae.
AUGGCCUCAGAUCGCAAUGUUGCUAGGGACGACGUUCCCAUCAAAGCCAUUGCAUUGACACAUUACAAUUACGUCAUAGUGCUUAGGUCUACUCCGGAUGCAACGGGAACCCCGGGCGGCCCCGACUCUGAGGGGGGCCCCCCGGCCGCGGCCCCCAACCUGACCAGCAACAGGCGAUUGCAGCAGACGCAGGCGCAAGUGGACGAGGUGGUGGAUAUUAUGCGAGUGAACGUGGACAAGGUCUUGGAGCGGGACCAGAAGUUGUCUGAGUUGGACGACCGCGCCGACGCCCUGCAGGCCGGCGCCUCGCAGUUCGAGAGCAGCGCUGCCAAGCUCAAGAACAAGUACUGGUGGAAGAACUGCAAGAUGAUGAUCAUCAUGGCUGUAGUGGGCGUCAUCCUGUUUGGCGUCAUAUUUUGUGAGUCCCUUGACUUCUACAGUGUGUAUUUCUUCUACUGA